Owenia fusiformis is the source of this 654-nucleotide messenger RNA. Lineage: Eukaryota; Metazoa; Annelida; Polychaeta; Sabellida; Oweniidae. The record is from the annotation of a GenBank genome assembly.
AUGUCUGAGGUACCAACAAGAUCUUUUAUGGAUGAUCCAAAUAUUAAAUGGAAAUCAGGGAAGCCUAACUAUGACUUGGUGAACGAAAAAUAUUUGAAGGAGAAAAAGUCAAAUCAUCCUGUUGACUCGCUUGAGAAACUUGUUGAGAACGCAGCCAAAACCUUUGAAAUGGAGAGCACACAUAAGAUGGAUCUAAAUGAAUGGGGCUCCAUAGCUGACAAAGAUACAUUCAAGUUCAUUGUAAAUGGCAACUACGAGUUCAGUGCUGAAGAUUGUUUGAAUCGGGGAAACUACCAGAUGCUUCUCGCAGGCUGCCCACUUUACAACCUCAACGCUCAUACUUGUGAAACGUCACUCGCCUUAUUCCAGAAAGCAUUCGAUCAGGGAUUUGCCUGGGAGCUGACAGAGCUAUUUUCAGGACCCCCGAAGAUCGUGUUUUCUUGGCGACAUUGGACAAACUGGACUGGAAAACUCGGCAACCGCGAACCAACAAAUGACUAUAUUGAAAUGACUGGCAUGUCAAAGGUUAUUGUGAAUGAUGACUUGAAAAUGAUAUCGGCUGAAGUAUUCUAUGAUCCGAAUCCUAUGAUGGCCAAACUGUUAGGGCUUGAGGAACAUGCAAACAAAGAUUUCCCCAAGCCAACAGAUAUGUGA